AAGUCUGCGAUAUUUCAAAUGAUCUAAGUCAAGAACAUAACCUACGAUUCUUAAAUUUAUGUUUUAAAAGUGGAAGGAAUGGUUACGGAGCUCAGGUUAAGGAUUUUAAAUGGCAAUAUGUUGAUGCUAUUAUAGAAAAAUAUAUUUUUUUAUAAUUUUGGGUUAUAAACACAAAUAACGAGAAGUUUGAAUAUUCGCAUAUUUGAGAAUUGAACAUAUGAUUGACACCCAGAGGAUGCACAUGAUGAUGUUGAUUAUACUGAUUUGAGUUAAGAGAGAUUGAGAUUUGAGGUUAUAAUAUAAAUAUUAUAUUAGCGAAGGUAGAAAUGGAAUAAGAAAGAGUAACUUUACUAUAUAAAAGUAUCAAUAAUUGUCAUAAGUGGCAUAAUUUCUGUUAGAAUUACUAUAAUUUUACCAAAUUUGUAGAAUGGGAUUUAAACAUGCUAGAUUUGUAGCUCGCACAGUUCUAGUUCGUAACGGCAAUGUUGAUGAAGCAGUGAAAAACUUGAACCGAAUUCUUGGAAGAGAAGGCGUUUUCGAGCAAUGGAGAAGGAUUCAAACUUAUGAGAAACCUUUCCAGAUGAGGCGAAGAGUCAACUAUGAGAAGUGCAGAGCUAUUUACAAUGAAGAUAUGGACCGUAAAAUUGCCUUCGUCAUGAGAAAAAACAGAGUUGAUCCGUUUCCCGGUUGUAUUUAAAUGUCUCAUUACUUGAUCUUAGAAAUUUUACUAUUGUAGUCGUAAAGAAUAAAAAAUAAUCACUUUCUACAUCGAGCAGUUUUAAUAAACUUUUUGAGUAGUA
Nilaparvata lugens (brown planthopper) is the source of this 800-nucleotide messenger RNA. RefSeq names its product 28S ribosomal protein S21, mitochondrial (gene mRpS21). The transcript is spliced from 3 exons. Gene Ontology annotation, biological process: translation. Bases 428 to 697 code for a protein of 89 amino acids. Gene Ontology annotation, cellular component: ribosome. NCBI's taxonomy places the organism in Eukaryota, Metazoa, Arthropoda, Insecta, Hemiptera, Delphacidae. The record is from RefSeq and is a predicted model, not a curated record. Gene Ontology annotation, molecular function: structural constituent of ribosome.